Blepharisma stoltei is the source of this 258-nucleotide messenger RNA. NCBI's taxonomy places the organism in Eukaryota, Ciliophora, Heterotrichea, Heterotrichida, Blepharismidae. The record is from the annotation of a GenBank genome assembly.
AUGAUGGAUCGAAGAGCAAACCCUUUAAACUCAAGACAAAAAUUAAUAAUUUUUAAGCAGUCUAAUGAAACUACUGAUAAAAUCUAUGUAGCAAGGCCAAUUGUUAUAAAUUUAAUAUACUUUUUCUUGAAGAAUAUCAAGCUAACUGCGAAAAAAGAUGUUAAUCAAAAUGAAAAAAAUGAAAGUUUUUUUGAAGUAAUAAUAGAAAUGUGGAAAUUAAAAAUAAAUAAUUUUCAUUUUAUCAGUCUUCUGAUUUAA